This is a messenger RNA of Bufo bufo (common toad), 1779 nucleotides long. Its product is annotated as gastrula zinc finger protein XlCGF26.1-like. NCBI's taxonomy places the organism in Eukaryota, Metazoa, Chordata, Amphibia, Anura, Bufonidae. The transcript has 6 exons. Gene Ontology annotation, cellular component: nucleus. Gene Ontology annotation, molecular function: DNA-binding transcription factor activity, RNA polymerase II-specific; RNA polymerase II cis-regulatory region sequence-specific DNA binding. The record is from RefSeq and is a predicted model, not a curated record. The coding region runs from base 1 to 1779 and encodes 592 amino acids. Gene Ontology annotation, biological process: central nervous system development; regulation of transcription by RNA polymerase II.
AUGGGUGGCCCCAUCGGCGAUCCCCCGUGUAAGAGUGAGGUGGAGGAGGACAUUCCAGGAGAUGUCACCACAGAGAAUUUCAGUAAAAAUAUUAAGGGCAGUACUAUAUUAUCACAAAAUUAUCAAGAAGAAGAUGAAGAUAACCUGCAGUGCUCCUCAGAAGAAAACCUCAUUACACUUAAUGUACACCCAGUUCUUCACAGUACAGAUCUAUUAUAUAAUCCCCCUUAUCAUGAGGAACCUUCUCCUGACCAAUUACAGGUUGUUACCAAAAAUACAGGUCACAAAUGGGAUAAAAGGUUUCAGGGCGGUAAAGAUUCUAAAGAGAAUUCAAGACUUUCUACACACAGAAGAAUUCACACAGAAGAGCAGCCAUACUGCUGUUUAGAAUGUGGGAAAUGCUUUACAAGUAAAUCAGAUUUUGUUAAACAUGAGAUAAUUCACACAGGAGAGAAGCCAUAUUCAUGUUCAGAAUGUGAAAAAUGUUUUACAAAAAAAUCAUAUCUUGUUAUACAUGAGAGAAUUCACACAGGAGAAAAGCCAUAUUCAUGUUCAGAAUGUGGAAAAUGUUUUACAGAUCAAUCCAGUUUCGUUAGACAUAGGAAAAUUCACACAGGAGAAAAGCCAUAUUCAUGUUCAGAAUGUGGGAAAGGCUAUGCAGAAAAAUCUGGUCUUGUUAGACAUAAGAAAAUUCACACAGGUGAGAAGCCAUAUUCAUGUUCAGAAUGUGGGAAAUGUUAUACAGAAAAAUUUGGCCUUGUUAGACAUAAGAAAAUUCAUAUAGGAGAGAAGCUAUAUUCAUGUUCAGAAUGUGGGAACUGUUUUACAUAUAAAUCAGAUCUUGUUAAACAUCAGAGAAUUCACACAGGAGAAAAUCUAUAUUCAUGUUCAGAAUGUGGGAAAUGUUUUACAACGAGAUCACAUCUUGUUACACAUGAAAGAAUCCACACAGGAGAGAAGCCAUAUUCAUGUUCAGAAUGUGGAAAAUGUUUUACAGAUAGAUCCAGUCUCCUUAGACAUAAGAACAUUCACACAGGAGAGAAGCCAUAUUUAUGUUCAGAAUGUGGGAAAUGUUUUACAGAUAAAUCCAGUCUUAUUAUACAUAGGAGAAGUCACACAGGAGAGAAACCAUAUUCAUGUUCAGAAUGUGAGAACUGUUUUACAUAUAAAUCAGAUCUUGUUAAACAUCAGAGAAUUCACACAGGGGAGAAUCCAUAUUCAUGUUUAGAAUGUGGGAAAUGUUUUACAGAUAAAUCCAGUCUUGUUAGACAUAAGAAAAGUCACAUUGAAGAGAAGCCUUAUUCAUGUUCAGAAUGUGGAAAAUGUUAUACAAGUAAAUUUCAUCUUGUUAUACAUAAGAGAAGUCACACAGGAGAGAAGCCUUAUUCAUGUUCAGAAUGUAAAAAAUGUUUUACAGAUAAAUCAUAUCUUGUUAGACAUAAGAGAAGAUCCACCCCUAACUUAUCACACAAUCCCUACUGGUCUCUGCGGUCCUCCUCCCCUGAUACCAGCUUGCUUUAUGGCAUCAUAGUCGCCAGCUUGGUUUAUGGCAUCAAAGUCACCAUCCUGGUCAUGAGGAAGAGCUGCAAACACCUCAAGGGCUUUUCCCCUGAGGCCUGGUGUCAGGAGAUUGAUUCUGUUACCACCCCUUCUGGGCAUCGAUACAUGAUCAAUGAUCCAACAUUUGAGAUCCCUUUCUCUAUGCUUGAAAUCUGUGAAGUGUUUCUAUACCGGCAAAUCCAACCUCUUUUGUCGGAUAGUGAGACAAUGAUUGUUUAA